UUUUCCACUGAAGUGCGUGAAUUUCAUACCAAACCCAUACUUCGCAUUCCACCUUUACUGUCAAACCGGGAGAAAUAUUACCGAAAACAAUAGAGCACCAAGAUAAAUAUAACUUUAACGAAAUAAACCUCGUCCAGUUCUAUCGGUAGAGGUGUUUCCCAAUAAAGAGAAUUGUCAGAGAGGAACGACAGGAGUGUUCGGAGAGAUCGUUCGCCCCUUUUUCUACGUUAUCAGUACUUGUGUAGCGUGGGGGCUCGUGCCAGGGCCCGGUAGGAGCCGGCACCAUUGCGUCCAACAAGUGGAGUGCCAACGGCAGCCCGGAGCAGGGGCUGGAGGAUGGGGGUGAUGAGCUGGACAAGGCCAUGGAUGGAGACGCAGAGGGCGUGUGGAGCCCCGACAUCGAGCAGAGCUUUCAGGAGGCACUGGCUAUAUAUCCACCCUGCGGCAGGCGCAAGAUCAUCCUGUCGGACGAGGGAAAGAUGUACGGGCGCAAUGAGCUCAUCGCCAGAUACAUCAAGCUGAGAACAGGCAAAACCCGCACAAGAAAACAGGUUUCUAGCCAUUUGCAGGUUCUUGCCCGGAGAAAAUCUCGCGAGAUACAGUCAAAGCUGAAGGCCAUGAACUUGGAUCAAGCGUCCAAAGACAAGGCUCUCCAGAACAUGGCGGCGCUCUCCUCUGCUCAGAUCGUGUCUCCAAGUCUAAUCAAAACACCUCUUCCGCCUCUUCCACAGUCCCCUUACCCUCCAGCUGCACGGUUCUGGCCGACCUCUAUCCCAGGUCAACCCGGACCCUCUGAGGAGCUGGUUCUUAAGCACAAUCCAGGAAGAAGUCCUGGGCUUGGCCGCACCAGCUACGCCAUCAAGCCAUUUGCACAAACUCCUUACUCAAACAUACCGGGACCUGUUCAACCACCCUUAGCGUAUGAGUCUCUGGCCCCUCCACUCCCGCCGGUCGCCACGGCGGUGCCCGUGUGGCAGGAUCGCACCAUCGCCUCCUCCAAACUGCGUCUUCUGGAGUACUCGGCGUUCAUGGAGGUCCCUCAGGACCAGGACUCUUACAGCAAACACCUGUUUGUUCACAUUGGCCAGACCAACCCCUCCUACAGCGACCCUCUGCUGGAGACGGUGGACAUCCGACAGAUCUACGACAAGUUCCCCGAGAAGACGGGAGGCCUCAAGGAGCUGUACGAGAAGGGCCCUAAUAACGCCUUCUUCCUCGUCAAAUUCUGGGCGGAUCUGAACAACAGCGGCGUUCAGGAUGGACCGGGCUCGUUCUACGGAGUCAGCAGUCAGUACAGCAGCUCGGAGAACAUGACCAUCACCGUCUCAACCAAAGUCUGCUCUUUCGGGAAGCAGGUGGUGGAAAAAGUGGAGACGGAGUACGCUCGUGUCGAGGGAGGGAAGUGCUUGUAUCGGAUCCAUCGCUCCCCAAUGUGUGAAUAUAUGAUCAACUUCAUCCACAAGCUCAAGCACCUGCCUGAGAAAUACAUGAUGAACAGCGUAUUAGAAAACUUCACCAUCUUACAGGUGGUGACCAACCGGGAAACCCAGGAGACUCUACUGUGUAUAGCGUUUGUAUUUGAAGUGUCGACGAGUGAACACGGGGCACAAUACCACGUCUAUAGGCUCAUCAAAGACUAGCAGCGCCGCCGCCAGCUGUUCUGACAACAGACUUCUGAUGCUUUGCACAGUCCCUCCGUCUCACGCGCGGAGGAAUAUGCCAAAUUGUCCAAACAUCGGAGGAGUACGCCAAAAUGUUACAAAAAAAAAAACCCAAAUGUUUUGCUCGGUGCAGAAUUUAAGCCUUUUGAGGACAUAAAAAAAAAUAUAGUAUUACUCUGUCUAAAAAAAAAAAAAAAAAAAAAAAAAAAAAAAAAAAACUUUUUUUGUAUUUGUUUUUAAAUGCCUUAAAUACAAAGUGGGUCACGUUGGUUUCGUUGCAUAUACAGAUCAUAGAUGUCUUUUAAGCUUUGUUGUGUCUCCACGGAGGGAACGUGAACGUGUUUGGAUGGGAAAGAACGUCAUGGAAGACGACGUGUGCCGUUGAUGAGCGGCGCAUCGAGCGUAUUACAGUGAUGUAAGGGUGGAUCGUCUCAUUUUACCCCAAAAUCAGAAGGAAAAAUAUAUACCAUAUGCAUAUUUUGGAUAAAGAAAAUGAAGGCUAUUUUUAGGACUACUUAUUUACACUAACUACACUGAAAUUCUUAUUCCUGAAAUUCUUAUGCAGAAGAAAAUGCAUUUUUUAAAAUUAAAAUUAGUGCUUUUUUGCAUUACAGUAAAAAGAAAUGCGAUUCAUUUUCUUCAAUGCGAUAUCAUAAUGUCCCUGAACUAAGUUUUUCUUUAUGCAUUUUAUAUAGUGUUUUUUCUUUUGAUUUUGCGGUGAAAUGUGACCUUGCUGGGUUUUGUGCGAUUUGCCCACUUUUGCAAAAGAGGACCAGGUCGGAUAGCGGAGGGUUUACAUUCAUUUUCGUAAAGGACAGACGUACUGCAAACACACAGCAGGAAAACAACGUCUGGACUCUAUUUAACCGAAUAACCGCAGAUGUUACUUUUUCAUCGGCUGUCCUUCGAACAAGAGAAAAGGCCUCAGAAACUUUUUUUUUUUUGCAGGUACUAAAGGAUUUCGAGCAGUUGACCCAAAACGUGAGUGCCUUUCUUCAAAGAACUCAAAUCGAUCGAUACUCUGAAGUGCCUUUUGACUACCUCUUGACGUAAAAUAGUAGGAAUAGAUCAAUUUCUUCGCGCCACGAGGUGACAAGGUGUUUAACUCUGCUGUUCAUCGAAGCUUUCACGAGAUGCAUGAACCGAGGAAAGGUGGGAUUGUUUGAAAGUCGUGUCUGAAUGUUGCCCUGCUACAAGGAAAGCGCCGCCCGCCGAGAUUUUAAACAUUUAAUCCUGCAACAAUACCUCGAGAGAAUUCGUUUUAUGUCUUUCUUUCUUUUUUAAUUCGGAGGACGUUGCGUUGCUGUCGUCGUAUCUGGUGCUUUUUCAAACCCUGGAAGAGAAUGUUUGCAUUUCCAAGCCGUUUCUUUUUCUUCACCGUCACAAUGUAUCUGCACUGGGGGUUUUUUUUUGUUUUUUUUGCAUCAAGCACAUUUUUCUCGGCUUGACGUCAGAUCCUUUAGUUUUGGGUUCAAGUGUAAAAGGGAAAGUCAUUAGCGUCGCCCUGUACUUCAGCACGGGUGUGCGUCGUUACAGUUCUUACGGUUUGUGCAUCUCUGAAUCUCUUUUUUUUUUUUAGAUGUAAAGGUGUUUUUAGAACAAGAACGCACCAGGUGUUCGACAUUACAGAAAUAUGCCAUUUUAACAGUGCUGAACUGAGAUCAUGUUUUGCUACUACUGAAAAUGUUUGUUUUCCCUUUAGAGAACUAAAAACUUGAACUUUUGACCCGAUUCAAUGUUUUUGUUUUUGUUUUCGUUGAAGCCAUGUAGCGUUUUUUGUUCCACUCGCCCCUAAAUUUGAAAGACGGCACCAUUUUGUAUGAAUAGUGUCCUCGGGAUGGUUGUUGGUGCUCGCUGAUAGCAGUUUUAUGUCUAGAUACGUUCUGAAGGUACUGCUAAUUCUUUGGUACACCUUAAAAAACGGAAAUGUAAUGUAUAUUGGUACAGCCUUAACCUACUUUUUUUUUGUAUGUUUGAACUUCAGUGACGACAGUUUCCUCAAUUGUAUUUUUUUCUUACAGGCUUUUUUUUUGUCUCUUUUUUUAUAAUUAUUGUUAUUAUAAUUAUUAAGUUUAUGUUUGCUCUUUGACUUUCAAUUGAUGCUGUAUGCAUACAUUGAAAUUUUUGUGUGUUACUGUUAUUUUAUGCCAUAAUCUAAGUGGUGUUGGCAAAAGCUUUCCCCUUGUUUUUAACUGUUCAUUGUGGCCUUGGAUACCAGUUGUGCAUUGCAGUUAUGUAUAUCUUCAAUGUUAGGGGUUUGUAUAAUAUAAUCAAAACAAUGUAUAGCAAUACCAAUAAAAUGGCAUGGGUCUCCUUGGACCAUAUUUCUUAAAACACGCUUA
Puntigrus tetrazona (Sumatra barb) is the source of this 4003-nucleotide messenger RNA. RefSeq names its product TEA domain family member 3 b (gene tead3b). Gene Ontology annotation, biological process: positive regulation of transcription by RNA polymerase II; embryonic organ development; hippo signaling. Gene Ontology annotation, molecular function: DNA-binding transcription factor activity, RNA polymerase II-specific; RNA polymerase II cis-regulatory region sequence-specific DNA binding. Gene Ontology annotation, cellular component: transcription regulator complex. The record is from RefSeq and is a predicted model, not a curated record. The transcript has 15 exons. Bases 363 to 1640 code for a protein of 425 amino acids. Lineage: Eukaryota; Metazoa; Chordata; Actinopteri; Cypriniformes; Cyprinidae.